Molecule: messenger RNA, 4052 nt
Organism: Wyeomyia smithii (pitcher-plant mosquito)
Lineage: Eukaryota; Metazoa; Arthropoda; Insecta; Diptera; Culicidae
Product: dopamine receptor 2-like
Exons: 6
Coding region: 881-2851 (656 amino acids)
Biological process (GO): adenylate cyclase-activating adrenergic receptor signaling pathway
Cellular component (GO): membrane
Molecular function (GO): G protein-coupled receptor activity
Source: RefSeq, a predicted model, not a curated record
CUCACUAGACUUGACACCGCCAGGCUGUUCGAAUCUAGCUGGUACCGUCUUUUGGCGGCAGUUCUCACGGCGAUGGGAUUGCGAUAGCACGCGUUUCUUCCGGCAUCGUUAGGCAGUCCAGUAUUGGCUUCCACUCAACAAGAGCAAUAUUAGUAAGGUACUGCUGUACAGCUAUUAGACACCUGCGAAAGUGUCACAAAUUGUUAGUGCAAAAAUAACAAACAACAAAUUGUUGAAAUCACAUUUGGUGUAUUGUGUACAAUCUACAAACCAGAUUCGGAAUUGGUAAGAGGCAUCAACAAAGGAUAUUUAUCUACGACAAGCAGGCCUCGGACGACCAACCCGUCGCCAGAAGGGCGCACAACCAGAAGCCGAACGACCAAGCUUUCCAGCAAAGGCAUAGCGGACCGAAGAAGUUCGGCAGAGGGAAAAAAAUGCUGCACCAUCAUCAUCGCGGUGUUAUCAUCAUAAUAGUGAUUUAUUCGAUUGCCAAAUGGCUUGUGAAAUUUGUGCAGUAGAGUUUCGGGUCCUAGCCUUCUUCAGUGGGCUGUACGACAGUCGGAAAUACAACCAGUUGCCACAUUCAGCAGCGUUGGCUCUGCUGGCAUGGAAAACCAAAAUUACACCACUAUCGUUACUCACGGUCAUCGUCGAGGGUUUACAACUAAUGAUAAAACCAAUUAAACGUAAUUGCCGCCAAAUUAACACGGGUGAUAGCCGGAAAAUGAUGAUUUCAUAAAUCUAAUUGUAUAAGCAAUUCAUCGUUGAUGGUAAUCGGAUUGCAGUUUGAUAAACGGUCACCAAUAGAAACCCUGAGCAAUAACUAGAUCGGCACGAAUCACUGAAACUAAAUUCAGCUCCUUGCCCAGAGCACAUAAUAAUGAAUAAUGCAACUGAUUUCUACUGGGAACUGUCGCAACUUAUUAGGUUAAGCAAUCUUACCUACUACAAUGUAUCGUCGGGAGGUGGUGAAAUCUCGGUGACACUGGACGUGGUGAACUGCUGUGCCACAGAACCGAACUUCUCAAAGUACCUGGAGGCCCUGCCAAACGACAGGGUCGGACUGUUAGCUUUUCUAUUUCUGUUUUCCUUCGCGACCGUGUUCGGUAAUUCGCUGGUCAUACUGGCUGUUAUCCGAGAACGGUAUCUACACACGGCAACCAAUUACUUCGUGACUAGUCUGGCCGUUGCCGAUUGCCUCGUUGGACUGGUGGUGAUGCCUUUCUCUGCUCUCUACGAAGUAUUGCAGAAUACAUGGUUCUUCGGCGAAGAUUGGUGUGAUAUAUGGCGUUCUCUGGAUGUUUUGUUCAGCACCGCUUCCAUUUUGAACCUUUGCGUAAUAUCGCUCGAUCGGUACUGGGCCAUAACGGACCCGUUUUCCUAUCCGAUGAAAAUGACUCGAAGAAAAGCAGCGGCGUUGAUAGCUGCGGUGUGGAUCUGCUCAAGUGCAAUCAGCUUCCCGGCGAUCGUCUGGUGGCGGGCAGCCCGGGAAGGUGACAUGCCUCCUUUCAAGUGUACAUUCACCGAACAUCUCGGCUAUCUGGUGUUUUCCUCCACCAUAUCGUUCUAUCUUCCACUGUUGGUGAUGGUGUUCACAUACUGUCGAAUCUACCGUGCCGCAGCAAUACAAACCCGAUCGCUCAAGCUUGGCACCAAGCAGGUUUUGAUGGCAUCUGGUGAACUGCAGCUAACACUGAGGAUACACCGUGGUGGAACCACCAGAGAAAGGCCGAACCACCGCCGUGAACAGCAACACCAGCAGCACGAACAAGACCACCAACAGCAUACGGCAACCUCCACGCCGGAAGAGCCGGACGAAGAACCGCUGUCCGCACUGCAGAACAAUGGUCUUGGCGCGCGGCAUCGUACUCACAUGGGGAAAAAUUUCUCCCUAUCACGCAAGCUGGCCAAAUUCGCCAAAGAGAAGAAAGCUGCCAAAACGCUCGGCAUCGUGAUGGGAGUGUUCAUCGUCUGCUGGCUUCCCUUCUUCGUGGUGAAUCUGCUGUCCGGGUUCUGCAUACAGUGCAUAGCCCACGAGGAGAUCGUAUCCGCCGUGGUCACCUGGCUCGGGUGGAUCAACUCCAGCAUGAACCCGGUUAUUUACGCCUGUUGGAGUAGGGACUUCCGGAGGGCCUUCGUGCGGAUAUUGUGUGUUUGCUGUCCCCGAAAGAUCCGGCGAAAAUAUCAGCCCACAAUGCGAUCGAAAGCAUCCCAGUGCCACAUGGCUGCAGUUGUAGCAGCUUCAUCAUCUAAUACUAGUCUAUUUGAUAGCAGCCAUCAGCGUCGUAACAAUCGUCAAUCAUUCAACCAGCACAGCCAUCACAGUCAUCAUCAUCACUACUGUCAUCACCAUCAUUACAGCAACAGCCACUACUACCACCAUCGGUCGACGCGGACCAUUAACCGGGGCGGCGGGGGCAGACGAACCGGUGCCCAUCAUCAGGAUUGCUGUGGAGGUGGCAGUAGUGAGGAAACCAUCGGCAUAGGAUGUAGCAGUAAUCCAAACAAUAGCGGUAACGGAAACAAUACCAGUAACAACAACAACAACAACAGUUGCCGUCGGAAUGAUGCUGGAGGAGGCAGCGUCAGAAGCAGUGGCAGUGGUAAGCGUUGCACUUUUGCGGCGACCACGACCACAAUUCCCAACACCAGCACCGGUAGCAGCGGAACCAUCGGUGUAGGCCCAGGAGGCGGUGGUAGCUCCAGAUAUGGUAGCCGAAAACAACCCCUCGCACCGGCCCUGGUCAGCCAUGGUGCGCGGGAGUUGGUACAAUUUGAUGACAAUCCACACAUCACAGUGCACAGUCAAAGCUCAAACAGCAGUACGUCGUCGUUGAGGAUUCUCGAGUGAAUGAGUGAGUGGAAAUUUUUGAGUGUGUUAAAUUAUUAAACCUUGGCAGGUGUUAAAUGAGCGCCAACCCUUCGAGGUGUUGUGAAGAGCUUUCGGGUGAACUGUCCACGGUCUCGACGACAGGUCCUUUAAUUACCACCUACGGUUGAGUGCUGCUAUACGAUGGAAGCGAUUCUUACGUUGUGCCAAAGUUGGCCUCGAGUAGAGUUAUUCAAAUUGGAUUUAAAGUUGCAAUAAUUGGACGCACUUAGUUCUCGAACCGUUUCGUUCAAAACUCAGAUUUCCAACAGUGUCAAAUUCUGAAUAAAUGAAUAGCCGUUAUCGACAGCAUAAUCAGAAAUUUGCAACGAAUCAACUGACUAAACAUCAAAUUUUCAAAAAAAAAAAACAAUUCCACAUCUGAAACGGGGAACAUGGAAACUUCCAACGUUUGAUAAAAUCGUAACUUUUACAAAUUUGAAAAAAUAUAGUCAUCCUUUGAAAGCGGCCUUAGGCUCUACACCUCCAAAAUCUCUGCCAAAGAAGGAAAUGUGGGAAAUUAUUUUAUUUUUUUUACAAUAAAUGAGUUAUAAUAAUUAUAAAAAUGUUUCUGUUUUCAAUUCAGAAAUUCUGGUCAACGGUCAACAAAGUUGAGCGUGUAUGUAUGUUAAGCAUUCCAAUCUCACUCACUUUACUUACAGAUGUUUACACGGACUUUCUUAGUGUGAAUUGCAGCAACUUGUUUCAAUGGAGACACAUAGAUUAAAACAUUCUCUGAAAUUCCAAACAAUAGAAUCUUCGAGGUAUCAAACCUUGCAAUCCGACCGGGAAAGUUUGUCAAAUAGUUCAUUUUCGAUUUUUCGGAUUGCCACCCUACUGAAGUAAGACGAAAUUCUACGACAAUAUAAUAAACAAUAAACAAACCUAAGCAAAAUUACUAUAGAUCAGUACCUUGAAAUUACGUUAUCUACACUAACCUCACCAAACAGUCCCAAGCAGUUGUAUGGCCUUUGCUGUACGCAAAAAUCAUCUCCAUCCCACUCAGUCCAUGGCUGCAGUUCGCCAGCCCUAUAGUCUUCGUAAGGUCCGUAAAUUAUCUUCCAUCUGUCGAUCUACCUCGUCCGCCUUGCACCUCUCCGUCUCGUCUCUGACGGAUUGGUUUUCAGAACUACCUUUACCGGGCUGUUGUCUGUCAUCCUUUGAUAGGCCCAGCCCACUGCAA